GGCUGCGGCUCUGCGGAGAGACCGUCCCGUCCCGCCACCGCAGGUCGUGGCGUCGCUGCGCGGCGGCGCCGGACUUCAGUACCCGCGGUGCAGGCCGGCGAGCGCGGGGCAGCCGCGAGCCGUCUUCGCCGAGCGCCAUGGCCGCGGCCCGGCGCCGUCCGCUGCUUGGCCUGCUUUGGCUCCUGCAGAUGGCGGGCCUCGCGCAGUGCUGGAACGACCCCGACAGGGUGCUGCUGCGGGACGUGAAGGCGCUGACCCUGCACUACGACCGCUACACCACCUCCCGCCGGCUGGAGCCCAUCCCCCAGCUGAAAUGUGUCGGGGGCACAGCCGGCUGUGAUGCGUACACCCCCAAAGUCAUACAGUGUCAGAACAAAGGCUGGGAUGGCUAUGACGUGCAGUGGGAAUGCAAGACUGAUUUAGAUGUUGCGUACAAAUUUGGAAAAACCGUGGUGAGCUGCGAAGGCUAUGAGUCCUCUGAAGACCAAUACGUCCUGAGAGGCUCCUGUGGCUUGGAGUAUAACUUGGAUUAUACAGAACUCGGCCUGAAGAAGUUGAGAGAAUCUGGCAAGCACCAAGGCUUUUCUUUCUCUGAUUAUUACCAUAAGCUGCACUCUGCAGACUCCUGCGGCCUCGGUGGAUUGGUAACCAUUGUGGUGCUGCUUACUAUUGCCUUUGUCGUCUACAAGUUGUUCCUUAGUGAUGGGCAGUAUCCGCCUCCACCUUACUCUGAGUACCCGCCAUAUUCCAGCCAGUACCAGAGAUUCACCAGCUCGGCAGGAGCACCUCCCCCCGGCUUUAAGUCCGAGUUCACAGGACCACAGAAUCCUGGCCAUGGUGCGGCUUCAGGUUUUGGCAGUGCUUUCACAGGACAAGGAUCUGAAAAUGCAGGACCGGGGUUCUGGACUGGCCUGGGGACUGGAGGAAUCUUAGGAUACUUGUUUGGCAGCAAUAGAGCAGCCACGCCCUUCUCAGACUCGUGGUACUACCCCUCCUACCCUCCGCCACACUCUGGCUCGUGGAACAGUCGGCCUUACUCGCCGCUUCGUGGAGGCCCCGGUAGCUACUCAGCAUGUUCAGACUCAGAAACGAAAACCAGAACAGCCUCAGGGUUUGGUGGUACCAGAAGACGAUGAAAUUGAAGUCGAGCAUUGGAUGUGAAAUUUCUGAUUUUUCAUCACUUUUGCUUUUAAAAAAGCGCCACCUGCUAACAGCUGGGGAAGGGGAAUAUUCAAAAGUUCUGUGGUGUUUUGUCCUGUAUAGCUUUUUGUAUUCUGUUAUUUGAGGCUAAGAGCUGAUAUGUGGCAAAAUACUCCUGGCAUUGUAAGUGUGACAUGUGGACGUGUAUUAUAGUUUUUGAAAGUGAUGACUACUGUGAAAUCCAGAAAAUGUAUUUAAUUUCUAAAACCUGUGGUGCCGUAAAGCACUGAGGAUGAAGGCGUUAUACUAAGUAACUAAGUGCAGACAGUUCUGAUCUUGGUUUUAGUUGAUGAGUCAUUACCUCAUAAAAACAAUAUUCUGUUUGAUUUUAUAUUGUUUGGUGUUUACUGUUUGUCAAACAUUUAAACCAAGCUCGGGACUACUAAUUAUGCUAA
Messenger RNA from Lepus europaeus (European hare), 1595 nucleotides. It is a transcript of the gene SARAF, whose product is annotated as store-operated calcium entry associated regulatory factor. The transcript is spliced from 6 exons. Gene Ontology annotation, cellular component: endoplasmic reticulum membrane. Gene Ontology annotation, biological process: regulation of store-operated calcium entry. The record is from RefSeq and is a predicted model, not a curated record. Bases 138 to 1136 code for a protein of 332 amino acids. Lineage: Eukaryota; Metazoa; Chordata; Mammalia; Lagomorpha; Leporidae.